UCGGCAGCAGCAAAGCUAUUCGCGUGAUUCCGCUGCCGCACGUGUUGCGACUCAGGCCGCAGAAAAGUUAACUUCUACAAAACCGCAUAACCGUGAAAUAUCAUCCAAAAUGCUUACUGCCGCCAGAUUGUCAUCUAGAUCUGUUUUGAGCUCAGCAGGAGCUACGGAAAGUUUGCUAAAGCGUGGUUUGAUCACGCUGAGCUCCAAGGAGCAUCUUCUGGAAGAAAAGAAAAAUGCUGGAGUACAACACCGAACUAAGUCAACUGCAGUGAAAGGAGCUGUCAUUGGGAUUGAUCUUGGUACAACUAACUCGUGCGUUGCUGUCAUGGAAGGAAAGACGCCUAAAGUAAUAGAAAAUGCAGAGGGAUCACGCACAACACCCUCAGUGGUAGCUUUCACUGCUGAUGGGGAGCGGCUCGUCGGAAUGCCAGCCAAGCGCCAAGCAGUCACCAAUGCUGCUAACACCUUAUCGGCUACAAAGCGGCUUAUUGGUCGUAAAUUUGAGGACCCAGAAGUGAAGAAAGACAUGAAAACAUCUUCGUACAAAAUAGUUAAAGCUUCCAAUGGUGAUGCAUGGGUGGAGGCUCAUGGAAAAAUGUAUUCACCUAGUCAAAUUGGUGCAUUCGUCCUUAUGAAAAUGAAGGAAACCGCAGAGGGCUACAUGGGCACGACUGUUAAAAAUGCUGUUGUCACUGUGCCAGCUUACUUUAACGACUCCCAAAGACAGGCAACGAAGGAUGCUGGCCAGAUAUCUGGACUCAAUGUACUGCGAGUUAUCAAUGAACCAACAGCAGCAGCCUUGGCCUAUGGCAUGGACAAGACUGAUGAUAAAAUCAUUGCUGUUUAUGAUCUGGGUGGAGGCACAUUUGACAUAUCUGUGCUGGAGAUUCAGAAGGGAGUGUUUGAGGUGAAAUCUACUAAUGGCGACACAUUCCUUGGUGGUGAAGAUUUUGACAAUGCUCUCGUAAAGUUCCUCAGUCAGGAGUUCAAACGAGACCAAGGACUUGAUGUGACAAAGGACAAUAUGGCAAUGCAAAGAUUGAAGGAGGCUGCUGAGAAAGCAAAAAUUGAACUGUCUUCAUCUGUCCAGACAGACAUCAAUUUGCCCUACCUGACAAUGGACCAGUCUGGCCCGAAGCACAUGAACCUCAAGCUGUCUCGUGCAAAGUUCGAAGGCCUAGUAGCAGACCUCAUAAAGCGGACUGUGGACCCCUGCAAAAAGGCAAUGCAGGAUGCUGAAGUAAAGCGCACUGAGAUUGGCGAAGUACUACUCGUUGGUGGCAUGACUCGAAUGCCGAAGGUGCAAGAAACUGUUCAAGAGAUCUUCGGAAAACAGCCCAGCAAAGCUGUCAACCCUGACGAAGCAGUCGCAGUUGGAGCUGCCAUUCAGGGUGGCGUACUGGCAGGGGAUGUGACAGACGUCCUGCUCCUAGAUGUCACACCCCUUUCGUUGGGCAUCGAAACCCUUGGCGGUGUCUUUACGAAACUCAUUAAUCGAAACACAACCAUUCCGACAAAGAAGAGCCAGGUAUUCUCAACAGCAGCAGAUGGGCAGACUCAAGUGGAAAUAAAGGUGCAUCAGGGCGAACGUGAAAUGGCGUGUGACAACAAGUUGCUCGGACAGUUUAGCCUAGUGGGAAUUCCACCUGCUCCACGUGGGGUGCCUCAGAUUGAGGUGACGUUCGAUAUUGAUGCCAACGGAAUUGUGCAUGUCUCUGCACGAGACAAGGGCACUGGCAAAGAGCAGCAGAUUGUGAUUCAAUCAUCGGGUGGACUUAGCAAAGAAGAAAUUGAGAACAUGAUCAAGAAUGCAGAACGGUAUGCAGAGGAAGAUAGGCAGAAGAAGGAAGUUGUCGAAGCAGUUAACCAAGCCGAAGGAAUCAUCCACGACACAGAGUCAAAGAUGGACGAGUUCAAGGACCAGUUGCCUGCAGAAGAGUGUACAAAACUGCGAGAGAAGAUCGCAAAAGUACGUGAAAUCUUGGCUAAUAAGGAAAAGGAAUCUUCAGAAACAAUCAAGCAGGCAACAAAUGACCUACAACAGGCAUCACUGAAGCUUUUUGAAAUGGCUUACAAAAAGAUGGCAUCUGAACGAGCCACCUCAGAAUCAUCAGGAAGUAGUGAGAGCAGCGGUGAGGCAGCGGAAAAGAAAGAGGAGAAAAACUGAGGGCAGCAGGACUUCCCCCAAUAAUAUAUAUGUACACAGGCUGCACUUCACUUGACAGGCAGAUUUCAUUGUGUGCUUAGUCUCAUGUAUAUCAGUUAAAUUUGUCCCACAAAAUAUCCAGGCAUUGCCAUGCAGAACAUCAUUCAUUUAAUGCACGUCAUAACAUUAGGCAAUGUUAGUAUGUAUUUUGAGUGUAGAGAUGAAAAUGUUACCUUCCAUGUACAGUAAAAGUAGUUGUUGCUUUCAAACUGUUUCUUUCCUUUGUCUUUUUGCUCUUUUAUGUUGUAUAAAUUGGUGUUGAACGUA
Messenger RNA from Ornithodoros turicata, 2473 nucleotides. It is a transcript of the gene Hsc70-5, whose product is annotated as stress-70 protein, mitochondrial-like. The record is from RefSeq and is a predicted model, not a curated record. Gene Ontology annotation, biological process: protein folding. Gene Ontology annotation, cellular component: mitochondrion; cytoplasm. NCBI's taxonomy places the organism in Eukaryota, Metazoa, Arthropoda, Arachnida, Ixodida, Argasidae. The transcript has 14 exons. Gene Ontology annotation, molecular function: ATP binding; ATP-dependent protein folding chaperone. Bases 110 to 2167 code for a protein of 685 amino acids.